Messenger RNA from Neurospora tetrasperma FGSC 2508, 1706 nucleotides. RefSeq names its product eukaryotic translation initiation factor 3 subunit 3. Gene Ontology annotation, cellular component: cytoplasm; cytosol; eukaryotic translation initiation factor 3 complex. Gene Ontology annotation, molecular function: metallopeptidase activity; protein binding; translation initiation factor activity. NCBI's taxonomy places the organism in Eukaryota, Fungi, Ascomycota, Sordariomycetes, Sordariales, Sordariaceae. The record is from RefSeq and is a predicted model, not a curated record. The transcript has 3 exons. Bases 144 to 1223 code for a protein of 359 amino acids.
CGAGAGAAUUCAGUUGCGAAAAGUUGAAGUCCUCCACGACUGACGAACUCGACUCCCCCAGCAGCAGCCUGACCACCGCAACGGCAUACCCAACCACACCGUCGCGUCUUCACGUGAGAAUCGAGUCCCGUCAAUCCGCAAUUAUGGCCGAAGUUCAGAAGGAUGCGCCGAUCAAGUCGGUCCAGGUCGAGGCCCUUGUGGUCAUGAAGAUCGUGAAGCACUGCUCGACCAGCUUCCCUACCGUUGCCACCGGCUCCAUUGUUGGUAUGGACAACAACGGUGCUAUCGAGGUCACCAACUCGUUCCAGUUCCCCUCCGUCGACGUCUCCAGCAGCGACAGCCACAGCGAUGCCUCAUCCCUCGCCGCCGCCGCUCCCCGCGCCAAGGCCAACAUUGUCUACCAGAACGAGAUGAUCAGGCACCUCAAAGAGGUCAACGUCGACGCUAACAACGUCGGCUGGUACACCAGCGCCACCAUGGGCAACUUCAUCAACAUGAGCUUCAUUGAGAAUCAGUACCACUACCAGAAGGAGAACGAGAAGACCGUCGCCCUCGUUCACGAUGUCAGCAGGAGCUCCCAGGGCGCCCUCAGCCUUCGCGCCUUCAAGCUCUCCCCCGAGUUCAUGACUGCCUACAAGGAGGCCAAGUUCACCACCGAGAGUCUUCGCAACUCCAAGCUCACCUACAAGGACAUCUUCGUCGAGCUCCCUGUCAACGUCCACAACUCUCACCUCCUUACCUCCUUCCUCCACCAAAUACCCGCUCCCCCCAAGAGCGCCGAGAUCCCUAUGCCCGCCUCUCUCGACGACAUCCGCCGCGAUCCCGUCCAGAUCCCCGCCCACCCUGGCUUCGAGUCUCUCGACCUCUCCAUCGACCCCUUCCUCGAGAAGACCUGCGACCUGCUCCUCGACAGCAUCGAGUCGCACUACACCGACCUCAACAACCACCAGUACUACCAGAGACAGCUCACUCGUGAGCAGUUCAAGAUUACCCAAUGGCAGGCGAAGCGCAAGGCUGAGAACGCCGCGCGUUUGGCGGCUAAGCAGUCGCCCCUUCCCGAGGAUGAGUGGCAGAGGCUGUUCAAGCUCCCCCAGGAGCCCAGCAGACUCGAGGGUAUGCUCAACGCCCGCCAGGUCGACCAGUACGCAAGGCAAGUGGAUGCCUUUACGGCCAACAUCACGGCCAAGAUGUUCGCCGUUCGCGGCAACCUUCUCCCGGAGUAAAGGGGAUACCAGGGGUUGUGGUGGUGUUUUUUGAUGGGACGAUAGAGGACGGUGGCCACGAUAUCUCAGCCGCAUUUGGUUUUGGCGUUCCGGGUUGUCGGCGUGUUAUUUACCUUGCAAGGUCUAGGGCAGGGUCGGCCAUGCAUCCUACGUAAAGCGGGACGGGAGGGAGAGGUACAAUCACAUCCAGUAUCUUGUGGUGGCCUUGCUGAUCUGACGUGGGGGGAGGCAUUGAGGCACUAGAGAAAACAAACGGGAUGCGUCCAAAAAGGCGACGAGGGACGCGUUGGAUGAAUUAUCAGACAUGAGAUCCCCGUCAAUCAAGCGAUAAGCCGUUAUCUUCUACUAUGUUUAAGGGGCCAGCCUUUUUUUCAGCUUUCCGUAUAUGUAAUGAAUUGCCUAUAAUCAUAGAGAGAUGCCACGGCCCGGGAUGGGAGGGGUUUGGAGAAAGUCCGAAACUGAAUUGUUAUAAAAUGGGUCUCC